AUGUCUCAACAUCAUCUCACGACUCACAAUGCACCGUGUACGGGGUCACUCGCAUCAGACUCUGAAGCUCUUGAGAUGAGACCGACUAUAUGGAAUGAUCCGACAACGGAACUACUUCGACCCGCAGAGGGCCCAGCUGGUUCUCCCGCGCUUGAGGUCUACCAAGCACCGACGGCCGAGCAAGUCAGUCAGACCCAUAAUCUCAUCCAGAUAGAAGAGACGGAACUCGAAGAUCUCAACAAGAAACACGCAGAUCUUCUUACACAACUCAAGGCAGUUGAACAAGAGCAGACUCGGGUUUCGGAGAGCAUUGCACGGCGUCGUUCAAGUCUCAGCCGGUUUCACUCUUUACCCCACGACGUACUUGCUGUGAUCUUCCAGUCAUCAGAGGACGUCUCUCCUUGGGUAUGGAUGAGCCUUAACCGGAUGAGCCGAGCCGUUGCGAUGCAAACUCGAUCGCUCUGGAGCAAAUUGCUCGUAAGUAACGAUGCGGAUCCCUCUCGCUGGGCGCCACAGAAAACCCGCUGGGCUUCGGGGCGUGAGAGGUGCAACACUGUCCCAAGGCUUGAGCGUGCUCUGGCUCGUUCUGCGGGGGGAAAGAUAGACGUCAAGCUGGACCUCCUCUCCUACAGAGAUACUUGGAUUACCCCCCGAAGGCAAACUCAGGCAUCCGAGCUCAUCACGACCCUACAAACAGCUCAAUCCCGAAUCCACUCACUGGAUUUUAGCGGCAAUUCUCCACCCACGAUUGAAGCUCUCGAUAUGAGUAGUUGGAACCUGCCUAAUUUGGAAACUGCCAUUCUCACAACAAAGAUGACCACUAUCGCAAAGAGGAUUCAAAAUACCGCAACGAAGCUACAGUCUUUGGGACUCGAUAUUUACCCCGAAGAGAAGUUGGACUGGGAGCUACCCCCUAAAAGUCUGAUUACGACCAUGAAGCUGAGGGUAAUGAGCGGGGGCAGAGCUCUGAGGGAGAAUGUUGGACCAAAUAUCUCCAGUAUUCUCUCUUCGACGAAACAACUCACUCACCUCACCCUCCAUGAUACGGAAAUAUUGGAAAUGCUACCCAAAAGCACAUUGGUGCUCCCGUCUUUGCAACAUCUAGUACUACGCGACUGCACUUUCGGCAUCAGGCUUAGUCUCCCCCGACUCGAGACAUUCGACCUCGCUCGAACACGCUUCAUGCUCGAUGGGAAAAACCUUGCCCUACCUUCCCUGAAGUCGCUCAAGCUCUGGUAUAUGCCAAGCGACUUUUGUGAGGUUAUAAACGCCUCGAUGCUUGAAUCGCUUGAUAUAUGUGGGUAUGCCAGCGUUUUUAUCCAACUCGUCGAAAGCUCUAUGAAGAAGGGAUACAUGAUCCCACCCGUGUUGAAGCUGGAGGCACAUAAGGUGCGGAGUAAUGAAGAUGACUUCUUGACUGCCCUUGAUAGCAUCGAGUCACUCCAGGACCUAACACUUCAUGGAACGGGACUUGGAAAGAAGUUCUUCGACAGCUUUGCGGGUGCUAAUGUAGCGUCCAAGACCCAAAUAAUCCGCCGAACUCCUAUCUGCACUUCGCUCCGAAGGUUCAGUCUAAAUCUCGAGGACGUUGGGAAUGUCAGUACCGAAAAGGCGAUGACGAAGUGGGUUUAUCAGGCCGUCAAAGUGAGGCAACGGUCUGAAUACCCACUUGACGAGAUUCUCUUCAAAGGGGGUCGGAAUGAAGAGUGGACGCCGCUUUCAUAG
Serendipita indica DSM 11827 is the source of this 1725-nucleotide messenger RNA. The record is from the annotation of a GenBank genome assembly. NCBI's taxonomy places the organism in Eukaryota, Fungi, Basidiomycota, Agaricomycetes, Sebacinales, Serendipitaceae.